Molecule: messenger RNA, 969 nt
Organism: Enterobius vermicularis (human pinworm)
Lineage: Eukaryota; Metazoa; Nematoda; Chromadorea; Rhabditida; Oxyuridae
Source: the annotation of a GenBank genome assembly
AUGCCCAAAGAUGCGGCAGUUACAGCAAAUAAUGCCGAAGAAAGAGAUACUCCGGCGAGAUCAGUUGAAAUAAAAGACGAGGCUAAUCUUGCAGUAUCAGAAAGUGGUACGGAAGAAAAAGAUGUACUUUCCCCAUCGCUUCCAGAGAAUAAUGAUUCCUCAAAUCAUCUUGAAAGCGAUACUGCUUCUGGUGAUGCAGCCAGUUUUGUAAUCGCAGGAAGCAGAAAAAGGAAACCGAAACGGGGAGCAGUACAUAAGUUGGAUCUGGUUAGUUUUGCAAGUCAAGUAAAACCAUCAUUGUCGUUUGGUUUUUCUAACGACCACAGUUCUUCAAAGGCUAACGUUAUUUCCGCAGAAGCUGCUACAGCUAAUGCUGAAAAUCUUGGGAUUUCUUCGAGUCUUUUUGACUGCAUGUCUUUGGCUGCUAAUUUGAUUAAUGGGAAUGCCAGUGCUGUUGCCCAUCAGAAUCUUUUGUCAAUGUUAUGUCAACAGCAACAGCAGCAGAAUGGUUUGCAGCAGCCUCCUGCAUCGGAAACUCCGACUAGUACUGAAGAUACAAAUAAUGACUCUCUGGUUGCUAAUUCCUCACAGUGUGAAGCUUGGAUGGGCGAAAGAAAAGAAGAUGAGGAAAGUAAUGGUGGGGCAUCGAUAUCGCGUUGUACGAAUUGUAUGGCCACGAAAACUACCGCUUGGCGAAGAGAUCAGUCAGGGAAAUUAGUUUGCAAUGCUUGCGGAUUGUAUUACCGUCUUCAUAGGACAGCUAGACCCGUUCACAUGCGUAAAGAUACCAUACAGCAACGUUUUCGUCGACGUGUCAAAGACGAUGAGUCAUCUGCAGGUGGAGGAGGAGGUGCUCAGUCAGUGUUAUCGUCGUUAAUGUCGCUCUCACCAUCGACACAGGCCACUUUUGCAUUUCUUGAUCCUCAGAACUCAUUGCAAACGCAUAAUCAAACUUCUAUUUUUGACUAG